AUGGGCGAGGUGGGUUGGUGCGACAACCGGGAACAGUGGUUCGAUACUAUUACGAAUCAUCUCACCGAGCACGGCUACGUGGUGGCGGUCGACGUGCCUGAGUUUGCCAUCGACCUCUCCCACACGCGGUUAGCUCCCUAUAAGUUAUCGCACUUAGCGCAGUGGCAACAAGUUUCAGUGGCGGCAUUUGGCGACCUCGAACGGAUCCUCCUUCAGGCAACUAGUGAGGGUAAGCCGGUGGUGGUGCACGGCUUUAUCGACUACGCCGUGACGCUUGAGCUCCACCAGAUCACCACCGUACUUACCUUGAUUGCCAAUUGCAAGCCCGGCUACAUUUGCGAUAGUUGGCCUCAGCAGUACCAGGUGGAGGGACAUCCUUUACACCAGAUACUCGCCAAGUGGGUCUACAGUCAUUAG
Molecule: messenger RNA, 417 nt
Organism: Diutina rugosa
Lineage: Eukaryota; Fungi; Ascomycota; Pichiomycetes; Serinales; Debaryomycetaceae
Exons: 1
Coding region: 1-417 (138 amino acids)
Source: RefSeq, a predicted model, not a curated record